Messenger RNA from Gastrolobium bilobum, 1272 nucleotides. RefSeq lists its product as uncharacterized. The transcript has a single exon. Gene Ontology annotation, molecular function: RNA-DNA hybrid ribonuclease activity; nucleic acid binding. Bases 1 to 1272 code for a protein of 423 amino acids. NCBI's taxonomy places the organism in Eukaryota, Viridiplantae, Streptophyta, Magnoliopsida, Fabales, Fabaceae. The record is from RefSeq and is a predicted model, not a curated record.
AUGGCGGCGCCUACAAGUAAGAAAGAGAUACAACAGUUAGCAAGAAGGUUGGCCUCCUUGACAAGGUUCCUACCCCGGUCGGCGGAGACAACCCUGCCCUUCUUUAAGCUGCUGAGGAAAGAAGCUCAGUACGGUUGGACCUCGGAGUGUGAAGCUGCGUUCCAGGAGAUCAAGAGGCAACUUUCUUCUCCUUCGGUGCUCGCAAAGCCAAGGGAGUCGGAAACUUUAAUUUUGUACUUAUCCGUUGGAGAUGUGGCAGUGAGUUCGGUUCUGGUGCAGGAGAAUGCAGAGGGCCAACAACCGAUAUACUUCGUGAGUCGGCACUUGCAAGGAGCCGAACUUCGAUAUCAACGGCUGGAGAAUGUGGCUUUUGCUCUCCUAAUCUCGGCAAGGAGGCUCCGAGCGUAUUUUCAAGGACAUAGGAUCCUGGUGCGAUCCGACCUGCCAAUCCGGCAAAUACUCCAUAAACCGGAUUUGGCGGGAAGGAUGAUGAGUUGGGCGGUGGAAUUAUCGGAAUUUGACAUAACUUUCGAGAGCCGUAAAACGAUCAAGUCUCAGGCAUUGGCCGACUUCGUUCGCGAGCUCACUUCAAUCCAAACGACGGAUCCUGCUAGCCUGGAUAUAUGGAAUGUGUAUGUUGAUGGGUCUUCUAAUGCAAAGGGGAGCGGAGCCGGGGUAAUUAUUGAAAACCCUGACGGCGUUGCAAUUGAGUACUCUAUGCAAAUGGACUUCGAAACUUCCAACAACCAGGCUGAGUAUGAGGCCCUCAUAGCUGGACUGUUGCAGGCACAAGAGCUCAGAGCUCGAAAAGUGAAGGUUUACAGUGAUUCUCAGUUGGUCACUUCACAAAUUGAAGGAAGUUACCAGGUCAAAGGACCCCUACUGGCCAAGUAUCUUGAGCAUGCAAGACGAAUAAUGGCAGACUUCGAAAAGGCAGAGGUUAGUCACAUUCCAAGAAGUGAGAACAGCAGAGCGGACAUAUUGUCCAAGCUGGCGAGCACCAAGGGAUGGGGAAACCAAAGGACCGUGAUUGAGCAAAGUAUCCUAGAACCAACAUGCAUCAUGCAGAUUUCCCAGGUGAAUGAUUGGCGUACUCCCAUUAUUGAGUACGUCGAAAAUGGAACGUUGCCUGUCGACAGAGCAGAGGCCAAGAAGCUAAUCCGAGAUGCAGCAUCAUACACUAUAAUAGAGGGACAACUUUAUAAGAAAGGUAUUUUCACCUCUCUGUUAAAAUGUUUGAACUCGGAUAGGGCCCAGUAUGUUCUAGCAUAG